Molecule: messenger RNA, 777 nt
Organism: Parnassius mnemosyne (clouded apollo)
Lineage: Eukaryota; Metazoa; Arthropoda; Insecta; Lepidoptera; Papilionidae
Source: the annotation of a GenBank genome assembly
CUGGGUUUCCAGACCGCGGGCUGCGCAAAAACGUUCUAUGACGCCAAUCAAAGUUUUAGAAAAGCAUUGAAAGAUGACGUUAAAAACCUUGUUCAAGCAGAGAUGGACUCAAUGGUGCAGCAGCUUAAAGACGACUUUACUGUUACCACUAACUUUAUAUGUGAUGAACAGUCUUCCUUGAAGCAAGAAAUUGAGAAUAAGAGUAAUAUAAUAAAACACCUAGAAUCUGAAACUCUUCGAUUUCAAAAGGAGAUUAAUGUUUUAACCAAUCCUUUAACAUCUAUUGAAAAAAUAUCCCGUAACAAGAAUUUAGAAAUUCAGUUAGUUCCACAAAGUCGAAAUGAAAAUCCAAUGCUUUUAUUCCGCAACCUGUGUAAAACUGUAGAUCUUCAAAUAGACGAUGAGAACAUUCAUUCUUGCCGUAGAUUUGCCAAAUACGAAACCUCCUCCGAUCGCCCUAGAAAUAUUAUUGUAACUCUCAUUAACCCACGUUUAAGGGAUCAAGUUCUCUCCGCAUGUUAUCGUUAUAAUAAAGCCCACAAAGACAAUCCCUUGAAUACUAAUGACAUCGGAUUACAUUGUGAAAAGCGAAAAAUUUAUGUGACUGAACACCUUUCUCCGGAAUGUAAGGCACUUCAUGCUGCAGCUAGAAAAUUUGCAAAGGAAAAGAAAUAUAAAUAUGUAUGGGUUAAGUACGGGCGUAUAUAUAUCCGUAAGGAAGACACUGCGGCUUGCAUACACAUUAGAAAUAUGGAUUGCUUAAAGAAGCUUUCGUAA